AUGAUUAUUAUGGGAUUGGAUAAUCUCUACCUUGAAGCCUUGCAAUUUCUAAACACCAUCGACUUUACGCGAUCUGAUCAACUUUCCAAAGGGUUCGAAACCAACAUUCGAUACUUAGGUGGCCUUUUAUCUGCUUACGAUUUAAGAGGUGACCGUGUCCUGAUAAACAAGGCCGUUGAACUGGCGGACCAUGUCCUGAUGCCGCUCUUUGAUUCUCCUUCCGGCGCCCCAUACACGAACUUUGAUUUCAAUACGGGCAAACCAGAGCCAACAUCGACCAUCUUGCUCGCUGAAUUUGGAAGCUAUUCUAUGGAGUUCACACGGCUAUCACAAAUCACAGGCGAUAAAAAAUAUGCGGAAACGGCGAACUCAGUUGUUGAUAAAGUCAUUGCUAAACCAAGCAGAAUGCCUGGCUUGUAUCCCAACUCCUGGAAAUUGGACCCAUUUGAACCUAUCAAUGAUAGCAUCGUGGAUGUUGGUAUGGGUGGUGACAGUUACUACGAAUAUUUGAUCAAGAACCAUGUUUUGCUUGGGGGAUCCAAAGAAAACCUUUUGAAUUCCUGGAUUGAAGCCGUCGAUAGUAUUCAAAAAUACCUGCUAUCACCUACAGCAGAAGAUCCUAGCAUUCAAUUUGUCGCUACUAGUACGAAUGGAACAGUUGGUUACCGAUCAGAUGAGCUGAUCUGCUUCUGGCCUGGCAACGUUCUUCUCGGAAUAAGUCAAAUGGAUUCCGGUCGAGACAAAAACAAAUAUUUCAAAUUCGCCAAAACGUUCAUGGAUUCGUGCAUCAAAACUUGGACCACUACUGCAACAGGUCUUGGACCUGAAUUCUGGACUUGGAAGCCCGAGGAAGCUGCUACAAAGAAGGGUUCACCUACUAUUCGGGGUUCAAUCAAGAACGUGUUUGGUGACAACAGCCAUAAAGAACAAAAGCGAGAGGAAGAAAGUACACUCCUUGGCAAGCGAGCAGGAAAUCUUGACGUGAAACCUUAUACUAUUGAUAGCCCGGCUUACAAUUUGCGUCCUGAAACAAUUGAAAGCGUCUUUUACUUUACGCGUGUAGAUACACAGAAUAGCAACUAUUACAAAAACAUCGGGUGGGACAUGUUCCAAGCCAUCGACAAGUAUACGAAAGUAAAGGCCGGGUACAGCAGCAUUUCAAACGUCGAUGAUCCAGCGAUCAGUGUCAUGCUAGAUUUCGAAGAAAGCUUUUUCUUCACCGAAACGCUCAAGUAUCUUUAUCUGAUGUUCACUGACGAAUCGUGCAUGUCCCUGGACGAAUUCGUCUUUACGACCGAGGCGCAUCCACUCAAGGCUCCCAAGGCCAUCCGUCUUCAAAAUACGUUUUAA
Zychaea mexicana is the source of this 1350-nucleotide messenger RNA. RefSeq names its product glycoside hydrolase. Gene Ontology annotation, cellular component: endoplasmic reticulum; Golgi membrane. The record is from RefSeq and is a predicted model, not a curated record. The transcript has 6 exons. Lineage: Eukaryota; Fungi; Mucoromycota; Mucoromycetes; Mucorales; Lichtheimiaceae. Gene Ontology annotation, biological process: carbohydrate metabolic process; N-glycan processing. Bases 1 to 1350 code for a protein of 449 amino acids. Gene Ontology annotation, molecular function: mannosyl-oligosaccharide 1,2-alpha-mannosidase activity; calcium ion binding.